CCGUACGGUCUGCAACAGAAGAGCAGUGGUGAAAGAGCAGUCUGUCCGUGUUUGCGGUAAUGUUCAGCGCAGCGUGCAGUGUUGUUAAAUGGGCGUGUGAUGUUAAUGAAGCCUGAGAACGUCAGCGACGCGGUCCUGCUAACUAUUAGCUAACAGCUAACAGUCAGCAGAGGAAGUUCUGGAGCAGCCAUGGCGGAGGCUGGAGCCCACCUGACCUCCACCGCUGUGAAUGAGCAGCCAUCCAUCUUCGAGGUCCUGGCACAGGAGUCCCUGAUGGAGGCGGUCAGACCAGCACUGAGACACGCCAUCAAGGUUCUGGCAGAGUCCAACCCAUCCCGUUUUGGCUUCCUGUGGCGACGCUUUGAUGAGCUCUACCUUCUACUGGACCUCCUCCUCCAGAACCACUUCCUGUCUCACUGCAGCGCCUCCUUCUCUGAGAACUUCUAUGGCCUGAAGAGAGUCUCGGGAGGGCGAGGACUCCCUGUUCAUCUGGGGCUGCACAGGAAGUCACACUGGCGCUCUCUUCUUCUUCUCUGCCUGGUGCCGUACCUUCGGGCCAAGCUGGAGGCGACGCUGGCCCGGCAGAGGGACGAGGAGGACUUCUCUAUCCGGCUGGCACAGACCAGGAGACAGAGGCUGUACCGGGCAGCAGUGGCAGCUUACCCCUACGUCAGCUCCGCCUGGCAGGCCUGGGUCUUCCUCCAGCAGCUGCUCUUUGUCUUUGGAGUCGCCAGGACCCAUAAUCCCCUGCUGUGGCUGGCCAGGGUCAGACUGGCACGACUUAACGCUCAAGAUAUCAGAGACAUGGAGCUGAAGACCAGCAGAAGUGGCCACCCAGCUGAGGGGAGCCUGGCGCAGAGAGCUUGGUGGUUGAUGUCGCAAGCAGCGAGGGGCGUGGCCUUGUCCCUCUCCACCUCCCUCUCGUUGGGCGUCUUUUUCCUGCAGUUCCUGGAGUGGUGGUACUCCUCAGACAACCAGAGCACUGUGAAGACCCUCACCUCCCUGCCUGCCCCUCCACCCCCCCUCCACCUGCAGCAGCAGCAGCAGCAGCCCGACCGGGACUCUCUACCCAUCUCGGGCAAUCAGGGCGAAGAAGCUCAGCUGGGCUCCGACAGAAGGAACUGCCCGCUGUGCCGGAGGCUUCGCGCAAACGCCACAGUGCUUUCCACCUCCGGCUUCGUCUUCUGUUACCGCUGCAUCUACACGUACGUGAAAGCCAACCGCCGCUGCCCGGUCACCGGGUACCCCACCGAACUGCAACACCUCAUCAAGAUCUACUCGCCGGAGAGUUAGACCACACCGGCUGACGACAUGUUCAAGUUCAGCUCCAGCUUGUGUGGAGUUUCUGACUGCAAACUUUCUCAAACAGCGGCCUUGUUUUUAAAAAGUGAAACUCUCAUUAGAAGGCGAUGAGUCAGCGAGUUUCCCUCUGUAGCUGAGUGUUCAGGCUCUCUGUUGAAAUCCUCGUUAUUUUUAGGAUAAGCACAUUGUGUUUUCCUUUGGCACAAAAUAAGCUUUCCGAUGUACUGACAGUGUUUGAUCAGUUGUUCAGAGAGAGAGAGCUAAUUUCACAUUUAUAUUUAUAAAUGCAUUAUUAAAUUGUCUCCUCAGUAACUCUUCUGCAUGUAUGGUGCCUUAUUGGCAACAAAAGGGCCAGAAUGCUCUGUCCGAAGGAGCUUUAGAGGUCCUGGCAGGCAGGUUUUGUUACCUUUGGACAGGUUGUACGUAUAUUGAGGAAUGAAGCGGGAAGUCGGUGAAUUGCUUUAUUGAGUUUCCAGACAAGUUUAACAACAGGCCCACUUAAAAAAAAAACAACAAAGAAACAGAUAAUCAGGAUCAACGUCACAACAUUACAGUGAGAGUAAUAAAAAAAGGGCUUCAU
Messenger RNA from Chelmon rostratus (copperband butterflyfish), 1882 nucleotides. Its product is annotated as peroxisome assembly protein 12-like. Bases 190 to 1293 code for a protein of 367 amino acids. The transcript has 4 exons. The record is from RefSeq and is a predicted model, not a curated record. Lineage: Eukaryota; Metazoa; Chordata; Actinopteri; Chaetodontiformes; Chaetodontidae. Gene Ontology annotation, cellular component: peroxisomal membrane; peroxisomal importomer complex. Gene Ontology annotation, biological process: protein monoubiquitination; protein import into peroxisome matrix. Gene Ontology annotation, molecular function: ubiquitin-protein transferase activity; protein binding; zinc ion binding.